Molecule: messenger RNA, 1401 nt
Organism: Coniophora puteana RWD-64-598 SS2
Lineage: Eukaryota; Fungi; Basidiomycota; Agaricomycetes; Boletales; Coniophoraceae
Exons: 4
Coding region: 1-1401 (466 amino acids)
Source: RefSeq, a predicted model, not a curated record
AUGUCGGACUCUCCGGACGGUUCAGAUUCUGUCGGUGAUGCUGGUGACGACGAACAGCUCACUAUCCGUAUUCCCAACCCCAAAAUGUAUAUGGCACGCCAAUCCGGAUGGAAAGGUCGAAGAGGUAAACCGCGAUGGUUCUACCCGUAUGCAACCAUUGCUCGUGGGCCAAUGGAAGAGAGUGUAAAUACACCCCUUUGCCAACUCCCGCCCAUCGCGGUAUACCAAGGUGCGAUCGAUUGCGACAGGAAUCUGCCUGUUUGCAACCAUUGUACUGAAGAUGACGAUCCUGAAUGUAACUAUACCCCGAAACGACGCCACAAGGCACCUACAGACCAGGCAUUCAUCAAGGAUGCAGCAGCAACUAUGCCGAACGGAGCUAACGCAGCAUCAUUCUUGGUAUCAGACCUCAAUACAGGGGAAGAACUGCUUACUUCUGACGUGGACGGGCAUAGCUUUUAUGGUCAAAAUGUCGCGGGCCCCUCUCGCGGCGGCGAGCCUUUGAUUUCUGCAGCACAUAUCCUUGAGGAUCCCCAUCCACCGAAGCAGAGGCGGUCCCAGCGAGGAGAUGUAGACGAAGCAUGGUACAAUGCUGGAUCUACAUCCGGACGCCAUUCCAACGUAUCAUUUAUAUCCCACUCCUUCACCUCUGACCAUGGGUCGAUUGUUCACAAAUCGUUGAUCAAGCCUUGGAUUAGUCCUGAAUUUGCUCCCCUGCCGGCGCCUGUUUUGGAUUGCAUCGCUCAGGUAAACUCUGUGGAAAUGCCGAGUCGGCCUGCUUUUGAAGAAGGCCUGCGAACCUUUCUGGUGGAGUUGCCACCAGAGUUAUUGGAAACGGCCGUUUUUGCUCCUGAUACCUACGCGACUUUGGCUCGUUUUGUGACUAAGGGCGAAGACAGUACGCUCUCGGAACGCUUACGAGUAUGGAUCAGAAUACAUCGCGUCCAGUCAGGUUCAGCCAAGUCCCACCUGCUCUUAAUUCCCAGGGACGCUUUCUUCCAUCUAGAUAACGAAGAGAUGUUGCGAGAGGAAUACGUAGCUCGUGUCGAUGAUUCCUCAAGUGCCAAAGGCAAACAAUCUCGAGCUCCCGCCAAUGGUCACGGCACCGAAUACGAUCUCACUGAUACUGUGGCUUUUGAACGUAUCCCAGUUCAGAGUCAGAUUUACGAUAUCCUUGUGUACUCCCAUCGGUCUCAUGGCUCGUCUCCAUCCAUGCUAUUUGAAGCGCGACGCAUCGGCGUGGCUUGUAUCACUUGGCCUAUGGCCGAGAUAUUUAUCGGCUUAUGUCCGCUUUGCAACCUACGGAACAAGUCCAUCAACUCUCAAAAUACGAAAGCUGAUUCUGCCAGUGCACAUGCGCCCAUAGGUGAAAGCUCGCACGGAGAUGCAACAUUGUCUUGA